AAAGCGCGUACUGCUCGCGGAAGGCGAUCAGUCAUCGCAUACGUUAGUUGGUGGAUCAUAGUGCCAAAGCAUUAACAAUGUCUCGCGCAAUUUUCUUGUUGCUCGCGAUCGGCGUACUCGUCUGCGUGACUAGCGCACAGGAGACGCACCAAUGUACAGGAGAAAAUGAAGAAUGGAACAGUUGCGGAUCAGCGUGCCCACCGACAUGCAAUGAAGACCCUCAUCGACCCUGCACUUUGCAAUGCGUACAAGGAUGUUUCUGCAAACAAGGUCUCAUGCGCAAUUCUGUAGGACACUGCGUAAAUCCACAUGCAUGCUAAAAGCUAUGUACCAACCUGUAUCUACCAAAAUGAUACAUUUUGUUUAAUGGUUGAGGAGCGUUCUCAGAGAUUUCUUUUAAGAAUUAUGUAUUUGAAAAUGAAUGUAGUUGCAAUUUAACAUAACUGAUGUUUAUUUGUUGUUAUAUCAACAUUGAUUAAGAAGACAAACUGUCAUUAACACUAAUAGUGUUCGUCUCUCUGUUAUACUAAUAUUUUUUAUUAGAUACCAACAUUCUUCUUAAUUUUUUCUCAAAUAGUUAUAGAAAAA
This is a messenger RNA of Ooceraea biroi (clonal raider ant), 588 nucleotides long. Its product is annotated as chymotrypsin inhibitor. The record is from RefSeq and is a predicted model, not a curated record. Lineage: Eukaryota; Metazoa; Arthropoda; Insecta; Hymenoptera; Formicidae.